ACAACAGGUACGAGGCUGGUGAAGAGAGAGGUAAAGUCAGAAGGGAUGAAAAACAGAGAAAAUUGUCAACGAAGGAUGAAAAAGACAAAACAGUGAAAGGGAAGGAAAGCAAAAACACACCAAUGAGGAGACUAUGGAGGUUCAACUCUACUGGCUGCUGCUGUUGUUGGUCGACCGCCGUGGGCGGACUACAGGUGCUGUGAGUGACAUCAGUCCAUAUAUAAAAUAUUAUGAAGGCUUGUCGUACGACAGAGAAGAACUUCACAGAAAGCACCUGAGAGCCAAAAGAGCCUCACAGCCUCAGGACAACACACUGCAGCUGGACUUAACUGCUUUCAACAGAACUUUCCGUCUGCAUUUGAAACACGAUGCAGCAGCAUUUUCCGAAAACUUCACGGUGGUCAGUGAGAAUGGUUCCAUGUCAGCUGACCUCUCCCACAUAUAUUCAGGAACACUAGAGGGUGAAUAUAAUUCAGCCUGCCAUGGCUCGGUCAUACAAGGUCAGUUCGAGGGAACCAUCCAUACAGACAAUGGGACCUAUCACAUAGAGCCAGUACAUAGAUACACCAGCAACCAAACAGAUCACCACUCUAUAAUCUACCAUGAGGAUGACAUGGUCCUCCCAUCCAUAAGACCUGCCUCUGAUGGAUUCUGUGCUGCAGAACAUCUAAAACUCCUCUCCCAAAGCCUCAGCUCCAAUGAGGAGGCACCAGUGAGCCGGGUGAGGAGAACACUGGAUGAGUCAAAGACCAGCUGCCUGCUCCACCUCCAUGCUGACCACUACUACUGCCAGAAGUUCAAGUCAGUCGAGGCUGUUGUGGGUCAGGUUUCCUCCUACAUGCGAGCGGUGAAUGACAUCUAUGACAAGGUGGACUUCGAUGGAAUCAAGCUGAUCAACUUCAAAGUGAAAACCCUCUUUGUGAUGACAGAGGAGAAAAAAAAUGAUCCUCUGAGCCCUCUGUACAUCGGGCCGGAGAAACUGUUGAGGCUGUUUGCUGAGAGCAAUUGGAACGACUACUGUCUGGCCUAUGUGCUCACUAACAGAGACUACAGCGGAACACUGGGACUCGCCUUCGAGGGCAAGCCUGGUAACGCAGGAGGAAUAUGUUCAAAGCAGAUCAGAUCUCUUAAGGGUGAAAACAUCAGCCAGAACACAGGUUUGGUCACAAUUCAGAACUACGGACAGUUCCUGCCUCCUCGACAGGUCCAGCUGACCUUCGCUCAUGAGCUCGGCCACAGCCUGGGAUCUCCGCACGACGACGGCUCGAACUGCGGAAACCUCGGCUCCAGGGGCGGUAAAGGCAGGUACCUGAUGUACCCUGAAGCCACUAGCGAGGUGCGUGAAAACAACGACAAGUUCUCGCCCUGCAGCAUCAAACACAUCAGCAAGAUCCUGAAGGCGAAGAAGGAAGACUGCUUUGUGGUCAGUGAUCAGCCCAUCUGUGGAAACUUGAUUGUCGAGGACGGUGAGGAGUGUGACGUCGGUCACAACGACACAGACCCCUGCUGCUUCAGCGCCAAAGAGCAUGUAGGAGUCCAGUGUCACCUCAAGCCUGGUAAAGUGUGCAGUCCGAGUCAGGGCCUGUGCUGCGGUCAGGACUGUAAGUUUAAGCCAGCGGGUCAGGCCUGUGAUGACGAGACUGACUGUCAGAAAGAGGUUGUGUGUUCGGGCCACUCCCCGUUCUGCCCUGAGCCAAGUGCCAAGGAAAACCUUACAGUCUGCAGUCAGGGCACGCGUGUGUGCCUGAACGGGGUCUGUACCGAGUCUGUGUGUCUGAAACACAGCCUUGAGCAGUGUGACUGUCCAGGAGACCUGAUGAAGGAGAAAUGCCAUGUGUGCUGCCAGCAGCUGGAUAAGCCCGAGACGUGUGCCAGCACCACGUCCUCCGUCCUGUCCCGUUUCUUCCAGAAGAAGGAGUUGCCACUGGUUGCUGGGGCUCCGUGCUCAGGAAACCGGGGUUACUGUGACAAAUUCCAUGUGUGUCGUCUGCUGGAUGCGGACGGCCCCAUCGCAAGACUGAAAAACUCCCUUCUCAAUUUGGAUGACUUCGAUGACUUAGCGGAGUGGAUGAAGGCUCACUGGUGGGCCAUCCUGGUGGCGAUCCUGACUCUGUCUGCAGUGAUGGGCUGCACAGUCUGCCUCUGUGGCCGCAAGCUGUACACCAGUGAGUUUGAGUGACCCCUGACUUUUGAUCCCUGCCACCUCUGGGACGACAUCAUGACAACGCACACAUUUUACGAGGAUUCCUUCACCUGGGUUUUUUCUGAAGUGUCACAGCCACAUUGCAGCAAUCCACUUUGUUGCUCAUCGUAAACUGCGUGAUCUGACUACAGGUGACCUGUGAAGACACUGAAACCUGCUCAACGCCUGUCACACUAUUCUGUUAACUGAUAUCUUUGUAAGUCAUGAUGCAUGUGCCACUUUCUUUUCCUUGUGCCACUUGUCUGUUCACAUUUCAACAAGCAUUGAGAGUCUCCUGUGAUGCAUGUGUGUGUCAGUCAACCCAUGGAUGGAUUACUGAGCUGACCUACCUGGCACAGGCCCCGGCCCCAAAGUGUCAGGGCCUUCCUUGGGCUUUACCUGCAAAAUGCCACUUGAGGAGACACAUACCAACCAUGAGGAGACUCAAAAUGAUGACAAAGAGACAUAGAAAGACCACAAAGAGAUGUGAAACAGCUGCAGAGAGAAUCAAAACGACGACAGAGCAACACAAAAUGACCACGAGGAUAUACCAAAUGACCACAGAGAUGCAAAACAACUACAAAAAGACUCAAAUUGACCACAAAGAGACACAAAACCAAAGAGAGAUGCACAACAAUUACAAUGAGAUGCAAAACAACUGUAACGUCUGUGUGUCUUACUCAUGUGUAGGAGAUGUGGUUGGGCCUUCUGCACCUCCGGGCCCAUUGUUUCAUAAUCUCCCUAUGAGUCAUCUCCCCUUAAACGCUACAUAGCAUCAUACACCUGCCCCUGUAAAGAUUGAUGGGACUCUCCCUUGUUUUGCCCUGCAGCAUCCUCACUUCUGUGUUCGAACUUGAUCGCUAAUUUUAGCCUUAAAGGAAUACGGCAUUUGGGCCUCAAAAAGCCGUCCUCUAACGUCAGCAUGACAGGCCUCCAGGUGCUGGCAUCAGGGCGAAACGCAGCAGGACAGGAAUAAAAGUUAAGGCAGUGAAACACCAACAGCCACCGACUUUCACCCAGGAGAAC
This is a messenger RNA of Epinephelus lanceolatus (giant grouper), 3208 nucleotides long. Its product is annotated as disintegrin and metalloproteinase domain-containing protein 10. Gene Ontology annotation, cellular component: plasma membrane. Gene Ontology annotation, molecular function: metalloendopeptidase activity. Gene Ontology annotation, biological process: Notch signaling pathway; membrane protein ectodomain proteolysis. NCBI's taxonomy places the organism in Eukaryota, Metazoa, Chordata, Actinopteri, Perciformes, Serranidae. The record is from RefSeq and is a predicted model, not a curated record.